Molecule: messenger RNA, 3078 nt
Organism: Centropristis striata (black sea bass)
Lineage: Eukaryota; Metazoa; Chordata; Actinopteri; Perciformes; Serranidae
Exons: 3
Coding region: 1-3078 (1025 amino acids)
Biological process (GO): DNA recombination; DNA integration
Molecular function (GO): DNA binding
Source: RefSeq, a predicted model, not a curated record
AUGCAGCUGGACGUUCCCCGUUCUCCAGCCCCACCUGUUCGGCUUUUCAGCGUGUGCCCGGGGGCCCCCCACGCCCCCGCCUCCCAGCCGCCACGGCCUGCGCCAGAGCGAGCCGGGAGAGAUGGACGUUUGACGGCGGAGAGCCGAGUGCCGAGGGCGCAGCUAAUAAAAGCCAAAAGAAUCACAAUGAGCAGCGCGGUGGCAACGCUCGCUGUUCCCCCUCGGGUAAAAGCCGAGGCGGGGACGGCGGGGCCGCCGCGCUGCCCACCCGGACGGCCGUCCACUGUGCCGUCCGGGUGCCGUGCCACUGUUCCACCACGGGAGGCCGCCACCGCACCGCGGCUGGGGCCUCUCGUGGUGGAGGGGCUGCGGUGCGGGACCACUCUCUCCCUCAGGUGGGAGAGAUGGGCCGCACUCGCGGCUCCGCCCUGGGUGUUGAGGACGAUUUCGCGGGGUUACAGGCUGCAGUUCGCCGCCGUUCCUCCGCGUUUCGCCGGUAUAAUACACUCUCAGGCUCGGGGGGAGUCAGCUCGUGUUUUGCAGGAGGAAAACAAAAGAGCAAUUUGUGUCGUUCCCCCCGCACAGUGUCAGAGCGGUUUUUACUCCAGGUAUUUUCUGGUUCCCAAACGGGGGGGGACCGGUAUUCGCCCUAUCCUGGAUUUACGUGCUCUGAACAAAUUUCUCAGGAAAUACAAAUUCAGGAUGCUUACACACGCAUCCCUGUUGCGCCUUGUGCGGCAGAACGAUUGGUUCACUUCUGUCGAUCUGAAAGACGCGUAUUUCCACAUCCCGAUCUAUCCUCCCCACAGAAAGUAUCUGAGGUUCGCUUUCCGGGGGAUCUGCUACGAGUAUCGCGUACUUCCCUUCGGCCUGUCUUUAAGCCCGAGGGUGUUUGUGCGGUGCACGGAAGCGGCGAUAGCCCCGCUGAGACGGCAGGGCAUUCGCCUGGCCACGUAUCUGGACGACUGGCUGCUGCUGGCACAGUCGGAGCAGGAGGCCAGAGCGCACACGCGUAUUCUCAUGCAACACCUGGUGGAUCUGGGUUUCGUGAUAAACGCGGAAAAGAGCGUGCUGUCCCCGGCGCAGGAGAUAAUCUUUCUGGGAUUAUCCCUGGACUCGGUGUCUUUCACGGCGCGCCUCUCGGCGGAGCGUGUGAGGGUCUUCAGGACAUGUCUCGCGCUUUUUCGUCCGAGGAAAUCUGUUCGAUUCAGGUUGUGUCUUCGGUUACUCGGGUUGAUGGCGUCUGCCAUUCUCGUAGUCCGUCUCGGUCGCCUCCACAUGAGGGAAUUCCAGCUGUGGGUGGCCUCAUGUGGGCUGGACCCCGUGCGUCAUGGCGCACGGAUGGUGCCGGUCACGCCGGGGUGCGCCAGGUCGCUGCGACACUGGCGAGUCCCGUCUUUUCUGACCCGCGGGGUACCCAUGGGCUCCGUUCUGUCCAGGAAGGUGGUCACUACGGACGCCAGCCUGACGGGAUGGGGCGGGAUUCACGAGGGCCGGUCUGUGAGGGGCGUCUGGAGUGUGGGCCUCCAGCGGUCUCACAUAAAUUUUCUGGAGCUUUCAGCGGUGUUCCUCUCCCUGAAACAUUUUCUUCCGUCUCUCAUGGGUCAGCAUGUCCUGGUGAGGACGGACAAUACGACGACGGUGGCGUAUAUCAACCGUCAGGGGGGUUUACGCUCCCGUCAGCUGCACAUGUUGGCACGCAGACUGAUCCUGUGGAGCUGCGGUCGUCUCCUCUCCCUGAGAGCGACGCAUGUUCCGGGAGUCCUGAACACGGGCGCGGACCUGUUGUCCAGGGGCGCGCCAGUGUACGGGGAAUGGACUCUGCACCCGGAGGUUGUGGAGCAGUUGUGGUCCCGUUACGGUCGGGCCGCGGUGGAUCUGUUCGCAUCGCGAGAGAACGCGCAGUGCGCGCUGUUUUACUCUCUGCGCGGCGUGGAUGCUCCCCUCGGCAUAGACGCGUUAGCGCACGCCUGGCCGCGCGAGCUUCUUUAUGCGUUCCCUCCCCUGGCCUUGAUACCCCCCACUCUGUCCAGAGUGAGGGAGCACGGCCACGCGCUGAUUCUGGUAGCUCCGCAUUGGCCUGCGAUGCAUUGGCUGGCGGAGAUAUAUCGGUUGCUGUGCACCCAACCCUGGCAGCUCCCGCUGCGCAGGGACCUGCUGUCGCAAGGGGGGGGGAUGGUCUUCCAUCCGCACCCGGAGCGCCUGGCGCUCUGGGCUUGGCCCCUGAGUGGUUUAAUCUGUCAGCUGGGGGACCUGAUUGACAAUCGGAAGGCUUUCUCCACGGUUAAGGUGUACUUGGCGGCUAUUGCCGCGUGCCACGUGGGGUUUGGGAAGCUGACGGUGGGCCAGCACCCGCUUGUUUGCCGUUUUAUGAAGGGGGCGCGCAGGCUUCUCCCCGUGUCCAGGCCGCUGGUGCCGCCUUGGGACCUGGCUGUGGUUUUGGAGGGGCUCAGGGGCCCUCCGUUUGAACCACUGGAGGGGGCCGACUUGAAACACGUGUCUCUCAAGGCGGUGUUGUUACUGGCUCUGGCUUCGGCGAAGCGGGUUAGUGACAUUCAUGCGCUCUCGGUGCACCCGUCGUGCACUCAGUUCUUCCCGGGGGAUGUGAGGAUGACCUUGAGGCCCAACCCGGUUUUUGUGCCUAAGGUGGUGGGCUCAUGUUCUCCUAUUGACCUUGUGGCCUUUGCUGCCUCAUCUGGUGAGCUGCGGUCGCAUGCGUUAUGUCCAGUCCGUGCUGUGCGCACCUAUGUGGAUAGGACUGGGGGGUUCAGGAGGAGCGAUCAGCUGUUCGUCUCCUGGGCUAGUCCUCAUAGAGGGAAGCCUAUUACGAAGCAGCGCCUGUCCCACUGGGUGGUGGAGGCGAUUGCUUUGGCCUAUGCGGGUCAGGGUUUGCAGCCACCUGUGGGUCUGCGAGCGCACUCGACUCGGGGCGUGGCUACAUCCUGGGCCUUGUUCAGGGGAGUGUCUGUUCAGGACAUUUGUGCGGCGGCGAGUUGGUCCUCGCCUCUCACUUUUGUCCGCUUUUAUAUGUUGGACGUCUCCGCUCCUUGCGUGGCAAGCGCGGUGUUGAUGUCCUGA